AUGUUUGCAACUCAUAACACUUUUAACAAGACUAUAAGCUCAGAUUUGAUUGGCAAUAAUUCAGGCAAUAGACCAUUAAUGACAUCUAAGUUUUAGAAUAAUAAAAAUAGUUCUCCAAUCAAAAUGAAUAUGAGCGGCUAUGGACUUGACAACUCUCCUGAUAGAUAGACAAGUUAAAGUUUUUUCUCUAAGAAUGACAUUGCUCAUUCUCACAAUAUAAAGAUCAGACCAAGGAUUUUGAGGUCUAUUAAUAACAGGACUUAGGAGCCUAUUACAAAUAGCAAUCUAGCUCCAAUAUCUUAAGACAGUCUAACACCUUAGUAAGCUAAGCAAGAAGAAGUAAAAGCUUAUCAUGAUACGAGAUUGAAAUUUAAAAACUACCUUUAAUCUUUUUCAGUAUAGAAUGCUUAGAAGCUCCAAUCAUCAUCAAUUAAUAGAAUCAAAGGUGAGUUUUUAAAGAAUCAACUUAAUCAAAUGAAAAAGCAUGAGUAGACAAAGUUUCUCAAAGGAAUACUUAAGAAAUAGACCAGGCUGGCGAAGGAUCUGAAACAUGUUAAAAUGGAUAACUAUUCUUUAGGUUCAGAUACAGAAAUCUCUAUUACAUCAUCUGAAUCCUAGUAUUCCUCUGAUAGGGAUAAAGUGCCCUCGGAGCUUGAAUUCGACCAGAUGCCUUUUCAUUACUAAUAUAACAUAAAUGACUCAGAUUUCCUAAAGGAAAAGAAAUUUCAAUUAAGACUAAGGGAUUUAUAUAAGAUGUUGUCUAAAAACUAGGUUGUAGUUCUGCCAGACCCUCAGAUUCGAUCGAGAGAUGCUCAGCCUAUGUUCCAAAUAUUUACAGCUGAUUUCAGAGAGAGGAAGAAGUAUUAGAAAUUCAAGAAUGCUUAUAUGGCAGGGGAUGUAAAGAAGGAAACUAGUGAAUUCAUGGCAGAUAUAAUCAAACCACAAAUUACUAAAAUAAUGCAGUAGAACAAGAAUAUGGGCCAGUCAGAUUCAAUUAAAUUUGAAAAGAUCCGUCUGAAGAGUCUCAUCAAGAAGCAAAAGGAACUUUAGCUAAGAAAGAAAGAGGAAGAUAAGGAAAAACUAGAUAAAAUCAAGGUAGAUCCAAUUAAAGUUAAGCAAGAAUACACUUAGAAUUUCUUAAAAAUGCGACGAGAGAUGAAGCAGUAAAAACUCAAUCAGUCAUAACUAUCGGCUGGGAAAUAAGCUGAAAAGUCAAAGGAUGCUGAAAUUAAAAAUAAAUUAGAAUAGAGUGGAGGUAGCAGUGAAAGGAAGAAGCAAAAAUAUAGCAAAAUUGACACUGUUGAUAGUACUACCAUACUAGAGAAGCAGGAUCCAUUUGUAGAUGGAAAAAGAAAUUCAAAAGCUUAAAAUAUGGACUAGUUUUUUUCUUAAUACACAAGAAGAUCAACAGUUGUCUAUUAACCAUCACUAAUGCUUUAGGCCUUCAUGAUCCAUGAUGGCUAGGAGGAUAACGAUAGAUUUUUGAAAGUCAAACAAGAAUGGAUCGAUAUGAAACGUAAACUAGAAAACAAGAUAAGUACUAAUAAUAAGAAAUAUGAAUCGAUAGAACAAAUUUUAUCUCUUACCAAAGAUCGAGAUUAAGCUUCACCAAUUUAUAGAUCUUCCUUAAUCAAAUAAAAAUUUGCUAAGAUUCAAGAAAAGAAGGAAUCAAGAGCCAGCUAAAUAAGAAAUUUGCUUAUAAAACACAGUACGAUAGGUGGUGGAAUAAGAAAUAAAAGCUAGGUAAUUCAUAAAAUGAACACCUAUCAGGCUUUUAACAUGAAUGUAAAUAGCCAAGAAAGAAGAGCUACACUGUCUGAUGUUUUCUUUGAGAAGAAAGACAGAGAUAAGAAGUCAGUGAAAAAUAAAAAAAGUGCGAGGAAAAAUAUUUACAACUGA
Messenger RNA from Stylonychia lemnae, 1899 nucleotides. Lineage: Eukaryota; Ciliophora; Spirotrichea; Sporadotrichida; Oxytrichidae. The record is from the annotation of a GenBank genome assembly.